CUCUCUCUCUGGCUGACUUUUUCUCUCUCUUCAAAUUUUUUCCUUCUGUUGUCUUUUUCUCUGUCUCUGCUGCAAGCCUCGACUUAGCUGGCGAUCUCAAGCUCAAUUCCGAUUAUCUCUCCUGCAUAGAAUAGAGGAGUUGAUGAAUUGUUAGCAGAGAUUUGGGGAAAAAUAUAGAGAAUGGGGUGCUGCGGGUGCAAGGGGUUCUUUGAGUGCCUGUUGAAGCUCUUGAACUUUUUAUUGACUCUGGUGGGCCUAGCUAUGGUGGGUUAUGGUAUAUACCUUUUUGUUGAGUACAAGAAGGCAUCGUCACCUGGUGAUGAUUCCAAUAUCCCUGCACCAUCCAGUGAGGAGUUGAUACAGCUCGGUCGCCCUAUGCUCAUGGCAGUGUCUCUUGCUGCCAACAUUUUUGAUAAACUUCCAAAAGCUUGGUUCAUAUAUUUAUUUAUUGGAGUGGGGGUAGUUCUGUUUGUCAUAUCCUGUUUUGGUUGUAUUGGAGCAGCGACACGAAAUGGAUGCUGCUUGAGUUGUUAUGCCGUGUUGGUGAUCUUGUUGAUCCUGAUUGAGUUGGGAGUUGCUGCUUUUAUUUUCUUUGACAAAAGCUGGAAAGAGGAAAUUCCAACUGACAGAACUGGAACGUUCGGUAUGAUUUACGACUUUCUGGAAGAUCACUGGAAGAUUGUCAAAUGGGUUGCUCUUGGGGCUGUUGUUUUGGAGGCUCUUGUAUUCUUGUUAGCUCUUGUGGUACGGGCUGCAAACAGACCUGCAAACUAUGACAGCGAUGAUGAAUAUAUAGGUGGUCCUAGGCAACAAAUCCGGCAGCCACUUAUCAAUAGACCACAACCUGUUCCUGCUACCGGUGUCCCUGUUGCUGGUACCCUUGAUUCACGCCCGAGUAGGAAUGAUGCUUGGAGUACCCGCAUGAGAGAGAAGUAUGGGCUUGAUACUUCAGAGUUCACAUACAAUCCAUCAGACUCAAACAGGUAUCCACAGGGUACUGCACAGCCUACAGAAGAGAGGAGUCGUUGCACCAUAAUGUGAUCAAUGUGGGAUUUUCACAGAUUUGUAAUUGUCUUCUUUUUGGAAACUGUUUUUUUUGUAGAUUGUGUGAGAACUGUCCAACUUUCAGAGUCUUUUUCUUUCUUUUUCCCCCUUGUACAACCAACAUGAUUUGCAGAGAGCUUCACCUGUUUUCUCUCUGGUGUCCAGUUUGAUAUCUGAAGGAUGACAACUGUAGUCUAUGUUAUCUCUAGCCUUUUUAUUUUUGUAUGAUGUUGUUGGAAGGCUUAAUACUGGAAGGUUGUGGGAUCUAAAGUAACUAAACAUGUAAAAGGCCGAUAAAUGUCGGAUAUCAUGUAAAGUGGUUUAAAGCUACUGCUUAAGAGGUAGCUGCACAGCUUAGCGAAGAGGAGCCUAAGGAUGGAUACAAGGCUAGAACUGCUACAGGAGCCCCCAAGGGAGAUCAGGAACAUUUUCCAUGAAGAUAUGAUUGGGGUGGCAACCCCUAGAUUAGUACGCAGUUAACAGGACCUACAUCCCUUCUUUGUACAAAAAAAAAAAAAAGAAGAAAAGGGAGCUGCACAUAAGGUGCGAUAUCAUUUCAUGCUAUAAUUGUCAUGAGUAAACAGCCUGUAUCUUGUGCAAGCAUUCUUCCUAUGGAGGAAUUUUGAGCCCGUGGUGUAUUAUGUGAUUUGGAGUUUUUGUUGA
Coffea eugenioides is the source of this 1707-nucleotide messenger RNA. RefSeq names its product tobamovirus multiplication protein 2A. The transcript is spliced from 7 exons. Bases 181 to 1041 code for a protein of 286 amino acids. Gene Ontology annotation, cellular component: membrane. The record is from RefSeq and is a predicted model, not a curated record. Lineage: Eukaryota; Viridiplantae; Streptophyta; Magnoliopsida; Gentianales; Rubiaceae.